AUGUCACUGUUUCGGAAGCUGAGCUCCAAGAAGAAAGUGCGUGGCCCGCGCACUGCCACCACACACGAUGAGCCACAGGAUGAGCAGCAAGAACAGCAAAAAGCCAAGCAGCAGGGUCAGGAUCAGCCAGAUCAAGCCGAAGGGGCCGACGAUGAUGGCAUGGAAAGCUCAGAGGAAAGCUCACCCGGCCAAAGCAGACUGAGACGCACACCGACGAAGAAGGGCGUGUUCCGCCGCGUGUUCUCCUUCAAGCGUAACACGUCCACGACUGCGUUUGAACCCGCCGCCCGCAAAGACGAGGACGUGGAUGCGAUGCCAACAAUGGAGGUGGCAUGGACGACCGAUCUUGGGUUCCACCACGAAGCAAACGAGGACAAGGCCACCAUCAUCGAGGACCUGUUCAAAGAGUUCCCGCCAAAACACGAACACGAGUACAACGGCACGCCCCAGCAGAAGCUGAGUGUCUUUGCUGUCUUUGAUGGUCAUGGUGGCUACGAGGCAUCGGAGUGGGCACAAACGCACCUGCACCAGCACCUGAGCGAUCUGCUGUGGCGCAGCAACUACGACGACAAAAUCACAGACGCCCUUCACCACAGCUUCAAGGCGACGGAGGACGGGUUUUGCGAGUGGGCGAAGAAGAAGAAGAACAUGGCUGGAUCGUGUGCCACGUGUGUCGUCAUCAAAGGCCGCAAGGUGUUUUGUGGCAAUGCUGGCGAUUCCAAAGCGAUGAUCAUUCGUCAGGUCCGCAAGCAGACGCCAAAGGCUGCGGACCGAAGCGACUUGAACCACCGCCACGGGUCGCACCUCAAGUCCGAGCGCGUGCGCAUCAAGAAGGCGGGCGGUCGCAUCGCCCCCGACGGCAGCGUCUACGGCGUCCUCUUUCCAACAAGGGGGUUCGGGGACAUUGACGUGAAGGCGGACGGGCGUCCUGUUGUGAUCUGCACCCCCGAUGGCGCCGGCUUUGACAAGUGGUCGCCAUAUGUGCUCGACACGGACACCGUCUCCUACCUCGUCAUCGCAAGUGACGGCCUGUGGGACUUUGUGUCGGACAAGGACGUGGAGGCACUGACCAUGCAAUACCAAUCGCCGAAAGAGAUCGCUGUUGAGUUGACGAAGGAGGCGCGAAUGGGGGGCAGUGAAGACGACAUCACCAUCAUCGUCGUCAGGCUGUCGUUUGCAGAGUCGACGAUGACGUCACAUCUGCCGACAGUCGUGGAGUGA
Molecule: messenger RNA, 1221 nt
Organism: Salpingoeca rosetta
Lineage: Eukaryota; Choanoflagellata; Craspedida; Salpingoecidae
Exons: 12
Coding region: 1-1221 (406 amino acids)
Biological process (GO): protein dephosphorylation
Molecular function (GO): cation binding; protein serine/threonine phosphatase activity
Source: RefSeq, a predicted model, not a curated record